Messenger RNA from Nothobranchius furzeri (turquoise killifish), 6128 nucleotides. It is a transcript of the gene map3k21, whose product is annotated as mitogen-activated protein kinase kinase kinase 21. The record is from RefSeq and is a predicted model, not a curated record. NCBI's taxonomy places the organism in Eukaryota, Metazoa, Chordata, Actinopteri, Cyprinodontiformes, Nothobranchiidae. Gene Ontology annotation, molecular function: ATP binding; protein binding; MAP kinase kinase kinase activity. Gene Ontology annotation, biological process: protein phosphorylation; signal transduction. Gene Ontology annotation, cellular component: cytoplasm.
UUGAGCAGUUGACAACACGGGUGGUUUGAAUUUCUGUUUCAUUUUGGUACUUUCUGGGUUCCAUACAACCUACCUAUCAUUACCAUGAAAGCCCGCUCUCCUCACAUUCCUACAGUAGCUCCUCCUUCCUCCCCCACAACUUGCUGGUCGAGCCACGUGACACAAAUCUCACCAAUCAGAGAACAAAACAGCAGGUCUCGAGAAGCAGGAGAUCCUCUAUCCAGCCACUGCUGACAUCGAGUCCGCUUGGCGACGGUAGCGGUGGGGGGGACUUGUUUUGGUUUAAGUUUACGGACUUGUCCUUAUGUGUCUAUCAACGUCGCGAUGCUUUGAAUCCCGCUGCGGUGCUUCCGGUUCGUUAUUUAUAAACAGUUGGCUUUACAUCACACCCUGGGAAAAGAUAUAAACUUCGGAUUUAAAGGAUCUUCCAGAGGAGCAACUCUUCCACCACCAGUCAACGGACUGACCUAUGCUAAGCUAACCCGCUAGCCAGAAGUCUGGAAUGCAUUCGACAUUCCCGAUUAAAGUCCACAAACGACCAGGGAAAGUUUACAUUUUCCAGCAGAGUUGCUACAUGCAGUUUUCCCGUGAAGCUGAACGGGAAACCAGCCCUACAGAGUCUCUACGUGGCUCAUCGGUGUGGACGGUGCAGGUGCACCUCUCUGGCACCUGCGGUAACUUCGCUCCAUCGGUAAAGCGAAAACUUUAUACCGCUACCACUAUCUUUAAAGAGUAGAAGCACCGUAACGAGACAUGUUUUAUCCCAAAUAUGAAGCUUUCUGACCCAUUAGGUUUUUAUUUCCACCGUUCUACAAGUUUUUUAACCGUUAGUCUAUUUCUGCUAAUCGUAGGCAGCGGCUUUGCUAGCUGCUCGUUGACCCUCACACUUCUACCGGAGUGGCGACGUGGAUACACGCUUGUGGACACUGUCUAUCAGGACUUUGGACACUGUUUAACUUUAGCGAGGCCUGAGAAGGGCAUUCUUCCGUUUCCUCGUUGGAUAGAGAAAUGUUACAAGAUGGUGAUUUUAGAAAGUAACAUUUGACCGUUUAUUAUAUAAUUUUUUUGUUUUAAUUCAGUCGCUAAAGCUCCGCACCCUAUGGUGCCGCUACGGCCACCGAGAAAUGGAUGUCUCGCAGGCCGCUUCCCCAAACGGUGAAGUGCGGCCGAGCGGGGGAGGGACAGGCGAGCAUGCCUGGACUGAGUACCCGACCGUUCGGACGUGUGCUCACUCUGCCCCGCUGUGUCCCACUCGGUCCCUGUGGACAGCCGCGUAUGACUACGAGGCAAGUGGCGAGGACGAACUCAGCCUCAGACGGGGUGACGUGGUAGAGGUCCUGUCCAAGGACGCAGCGAUCUCCGGGGACGAGGGAUGGUGGACAGGUAAACUUAACCACCGGGUCGGGAUUUUCCCCUCCAAUUAUGUCACUUACCAGCCCGCUAUUUACCGCCUCCAGUCAACUAACGGGUCAGCACCAGAACAGGUCCCCAGCUCGCCCACCCAGAUUCCGUUCAGUGAACUGGUAUUAGAGGAGAUCAUAGGCGUGGGCGGGUUUGGCAAAGUUUACCGAGGAACGUGGAAGGAUCAGGAGGUGGCAGUGAAAGCGGCUCGACAAGACCCGGAUGAGGACAUCACGGCCACCGCCGCCAGCGUUAAGCAGGAGGCCAAGCUCUUCUCCAUGCUGCAGCAUCCCAACAUCAUCAAACUGGAAGGGGUGUGCUUGGAGGAGCCCAACCUGUGUCUGGUCAUGGAGUAUGCUCGGGGCGGAACACUGAACCGGGCGCUGACCGGGAGGCGCAUCCCGCCUCACAUCCUGGUCAACUGGGCCGUGCAGAUCGCACGCGGGAUACUGUACCUACACGAGGAGGCCGUGGUACCCAUCAUCCACCGAGACCUGAAGUCGAGCAACAUUUUAUUACUUGAAAAAAUAGAGAACGACGACAUCGGGAGAAAGACCUUGAAGAUCACAGAUUUUGGCCUGGCCAGGGAGUGGCAUAAAACUACCAAAAUGUCUGCUGCGGGAACCUAUUCCUGGAUGGCCCCUGAAGUUAUCAAGUCCUCUCUCUUCUCUAAAGGCAGCGAUGUUUGGAGCUACGGCGUCUUGCUGUGGGAGCUGUUAACAGGGGAGGUGCCUUACCGAGGGAUUGAUGGUCUGGCUGUUGCUUAUGGUGUGGCUGUCAAUAAGUUAACCCUGCCCAUCCCCUCCACCUGUCCUGAACCCUUCGCCAAGCUCAUGGAAGAGUGCUGGGACCAGGACCCUCACGUGCGUCCCUCCUUCUCCUGCAUCCUGGAGCAACUGUCAGCCAUCGAGGAGGCGGUAAUGGCCACCAUGCCUCAGGACUCCUUCCACAGCAUGCAGGACGACUGGCGCGUGGAGAUCCAGGAGAUGUUCGACGAGCUUAGGACCAAAGAAAAGGAGCUUCGUUCCAGAGAAGAGGAGCUGACUCGUGCGGCCCUGCAGCAGAAGUCUCAGGAAGAGCUGCUGAAGCGUCGGGAGCAGCAGCUGGCCGAGCGAGAGAUCAACGUGCUGGAGAGAGAGCUCAACAUCCUCAUCUUCCAGCUCAACAAAGACAAGCCCAACGUGAAGAAGAGGAAAGGCAAAUUCAAACGUUCUCGCCUGAAACUGAAGGAUGGAAACCGCAUCAGCCUGCCCUCAGACUUUCAACACAAGAUCACCGUGCAGGCGUCGCCCUCCAUGGACAAGAGGCGAAGCCUUCACUGCACCAGCUCCUCUCCUCCCAGCAGUCCCACACUCAUCCCCCGCCUGCGAGCCAUUCAGCUUACUCAGGAUGAGAGCAACCGUACCUGGGGCCGCAGCUCCCUCUUCAGGCCAGAGGAGUUUGACGAUGUGAAAAAGGGAAUCAAAAAGAAAGGAAGAACCUGGGGCCCCAGUUCAGUCCAGAGCAAAGAGCGGCCCGCUGCAGCUGAGAGAGUGCGUCCUCUGUCAGACGGCAGCAGCCCCUGGUCCACCAGCCUGCUGAAGCCCCAGAAGUCUGUUCCCCUCGCUGCGUUGUUCGUUGAACAAGCGGGAGUCGGGAAAGAUGAGGCGUUUUCCCAGGAAUGUCCCGACAGCAGCUCCAAACCAAAGCAGCUCAAGUUCCCCAAUCAGGUGUACAUCGAUCUACCUCUGUGGAGGGACGAGCAGCAGCCCCAGGGCCCCGGGGGGAAUAACGGACCUGGAGAUGCGGGGGUCGGCGCAGGAAGUCCGGGCGGCCCGCCAGAGACUCCUGACGACCCCUGCACCACCACGUCCACCUCAUCCACCUCCACCACACCACAGCUGACCCCUACGAACAGCCUGAAAAGAGCAUCGGCUCGCCGCAAGACAGACUCUGCGCUCUACGGCUGCGGGUCUUUGCUGGCCUCUCUGGUGCUUGGUUAUGACAUCAGGGAAGCGAUCAAAAACUCAGCCCCAGGGGAGGAUGGCGAGCCCCCAAAGGAGGAGAAGAAGAAGAAGGAGGGCCUAUUCCAGCGGGCGACCCGGUUCCGCCGCAGCACCUCGCCACCAAGCGGUCGCUCCCGCAAGGAAGAAACGUCAUCAUCCAACAACACCGCCACCGCUGUCACCGCCGCCGUUGCCCAGCCUGUCAAUCUCGUCUCCAUGUCAGCCAUCAUGGAGUGCAACUCCACCAAGUGCCUCCUACAGUCGGAGGUGGAGGUGUCAGAGCCCAGCCCUUCCAAGGCCGAGCAUGUGGCCAACAAUCACCGCUCUGACCCACCCAGACCCGGCAGAGCAUCAGCAGAGAAGCCCAGUAAAAAAGCUGAGACACAAAAACCAGUACAGAACCAGAACCAGCCCCCAGAGCAGAGACACCACAACACAGGAACACGUCUGCGCAGAAAGAAGUACACCACCAACCACACCACCAACGGCCCGCCCUCCGUACCACCUCCUGCCGCGCAGAAGAAGCAGCAGAAAGAUGAAAAGCCAGUGAGCGGAGAGGCCGUCCCGCGGCCGGUUUCAUUCCGGGCCAAGCCUCACACCUGGGCCCUGCUCCGAGGACGCAACAAGAGCUACUCACUGGGUCACUACUCCGGGGAGAAAGCAGCCCAGAACCUGAACAUGGUGCUGUCUGCGGAGGUGGGCUGCUCCCUGCUGGACAUGGACACAGAAGGACAGAAACGGGACUGCACCGUGCCUCUCUGCCGCAUCCAGAGUUCCCCGGCACGGCCCUCCGUCUUCGAGCUGGAGAACAAGUUCCUCUCCUGAGAGCCUGGAGAAGGAAAUCUGCCCCCAAUCCAGACGAUCCAGACCCAGGCUGCCUUUGUCUUUUUUGUUUUAGGUUCUGUUUAGGGCAGUAGAACCCAGAUCUGUCUUAGAGCCAGAGCACGGUGACACCAGCAUGUCACUGAGACUGAGAGCAGCCUUUAGUCACUGCCAUGCCUUCAGAACACACACACACACACACACACAGAGCACUGAACCUGAGUGGGACAUUUCAGAGCCAGAUCAAAGUCUUUGUCGCCCCCUCCCUGUUUCAUCUCAUCACUGCAGCUCAACGUUGACCGCUGCUGCAGCUCUCCCCACACACCACCCCCACCUUUUUAUUUAUUUUCAUUAGUAAUUUAAUAUGAAGACUCGACCUCACCAUAGCUGCUGCAGGAAACACAUUCCACGUCGGCUUCAGAGGUGUGUGUGAUCACACUCGUAGAGAAUCAUGCAUGCAUCUGCUUUUUAAAUGUUUGAAUAUGACUUUUUACCCACUACCAGCCUAAUGCUGCAGUCUUUUUUUACUAUGUUUAUGACUUUUUUAAAGUGAAGCCGUGCUGCAGAACCGUGUGUGUUCCAUUAAAAAGGAUCAUAGUGUGUGUUUCCUCUCGCAACGCCCUGAGGAUUUUUUACAUGCAGGUAGAAAAACACUGGAAGUCUUACAAAGCAGACACUGAGAAGCUGUGGUCAUGUGCUGCUGAUAUGUAUUUAUAGAUGUUUUUGUUUUGGGGGGAGGGGGGUGGACCUCUUCAAGCGUAAAUGUUCAGUCAAAAAUAAAAUAAAAAUCAUUGCAAAUCGAUGAAUUAAACCACAUUAGAAACAAGUGUAAGUCGCUUUGGACAAAAGCGUCUGCUAAAUACAUAAACAUAAACAUAAGUGAUGAGCUGAAAUGUUGAUAUUUGAUCUGCAGUGCCAGGUUGUUUCAUCAGUCAUUCCCCAUCUGUUUGCCCCUUUUGUAUUUCAGUAUUUAUAAUUGAACUGUUACGUUUACUUGGUUUCUUAUUUAGUUUAGUCUGUUUUGUUUCUGAUUUUAUUCAAAUUUUAGCAAUAAAUGUCUCCAUCUGCUCAAAUAGCCAUCUAAAAAGGCCCAGGAAGGUCUGGAGAUGUUUGAAUUUGACUAAAGACAAAGGCUCAUUAUUAUUAUUAUUAUUAUUAUUAUUAUUAUUAUUAUUAUUAUUAUUACUGUAAACAAGCAGCCAGUUAUGUUUUGCUCAGGAGUCCCAAAGGACUGAAUAUCUUAAACUGAAAAGCAGAUAUUUGCAAAUCUGACUGAAUGUAGACCUAAAUAUGCAGGUAUGAGUUACAGUUCAAGGGUCACUAAAAUGUUUACUGAGAACUAAUUAUAUGCCCGAUCAUUGUUUCACUGUUUAACUCACCAAGAACUUAUUUUCAUGAGGUAAUGAAUGACCAGAUGGUGUAAAUAAAGUCCUGAUAUGUUUAUUUUUUCUGUAUUUUAUGACCACAGCCUUAAAAGACCAGCUGGGGCCUUAGCAACUGUUUAGGGUGCUGUCUGUUUUUCAGUCCUGUAAGUUUCACUCAGCGUUUGUCAUCCACCGUCACGUUCAACACACGUUUCUGUCGGGAUUCUCCAUGACUCAACAUUCCACUGCACUGGAUGAAAGGCAGCAACACUAUUUCUAAAGCUUCUGUGUUGCGUGAAAUGCACCGGCACUGAUUCUUCUCCGAUCCAGAACCACUAACAGAACCUGCUGCUUUGUGAGAACAUCAGCGGCUUGUGCAGCUGGUAGACCUGAUGAUAAAAAGUAUCAAAAAUGAUAAAGCUUGUGUCACACUGACUAUUUUCCGGCUCAUGAUUUCCGUUAAACUGUUUGUCAUCUUUACAGUAUUGUUUUUUUUUUCAUGCCUGAUCGAUAAACGUUAUCAUGUUUUAUCAUUUUAAAUAAAAUCUAAGUCAAG